AAUGUCUGGGUGGGACGAGGGCGCCGUGUUCUACAGCGAUCAGGCGCAGUACCCGGAGCAGGAUGGAUCCCCUGAGGUCACGCGCCAUUCCGCCCAGCGUAAGUUCAAGGAGUUCUUCAGGAGCUACUCUCAUCCAGAUGGGAGCUUCACCUACAGGGAGAGUCUCCUUCACAACCCGAAAUCUGUGGAAGUGUCGAUCGAGGACCUGCAUUUCUUCGAUGGAGAUUUGGCGGAGAAAGUCCGGAAUUUUCCCACGGAUUAUUUACCUCUGCUCGAGAGUGCUGCGGCAGAAGUAGUCGCGAGUUUGCAAUCGAAAGUCGCUGCUGAAACCGGUGAAAUGGCCGAGCCUGAUACUGGCGAAGUCCAAGUUUUACUCGCCUCCAAAGAACUAGUGUCAUCGAUACGAACUCUUGGGGCAGGCUGGAUCUCGAAGCUGGUAAAAGUUUCUGGCAUCAUAAUCGCGGCCUCAAGGACAAAAGCCAAAGCCACUGCUGUGACUUUGUGCUGCAGAAACUGUAAAAACGUAAAGGUAGUUCCAUGCAGACCUGGUCUCGGUGGAGCCAUGAUGCCACGCUCUUGCGAUCAUGUUCCUCAGCCUGGUGAAGAACCGUGUCCUAUAGAUCCAUGGCUUGUGAUCCCAGACCGGAGCAAAUAUGUCGAUCAACAAACGCUGAAGUUACAAGAGAAUCCUGAGGAUGUUCCUACCGGGGAGCUCCCUAGAAACCUUCUGCUAGCUGCCGAUCGAAAUCUAGUUCAAAAGACUGCUCCUGGUACUCGGGUCACAGUUCUUGGAGUAUAUAGCAUCUUCCAAACCGGAAAUGCAACAACGCAAAAAGGAGCUGUGGCAAUCAGACAGCCUUACUUAAGGGUUGUGGGAAUGGACCAUGCAGCAGAGGGGAAUUCUAGAGGCGCGCCUUCUUUUACAGCUGACGAGGAAAACGAAUUUAAAGAGUUUUCUCGGAAGCCCGACUCGUACCAGCUGGUUUGCAAUCUUCUUGCUCCUUCAAUCUUCGGCCACGACGACAUAAAAAAGGCCGUAGCAUGUCUGAUGUUUGGAGGUUCUCGUAAGUCACUACCCGAUGGAGUACGUCUUCGAGGCGAUAUUAACGUUCUUCUUUUGGGAGAUCCGUCGACUGCAAAGUCUCAGUUUUUGAAAUUUGUGGAGAAAACUGCGCCGAUUGCUGUGUAUACAUCUGGCAAGGGUUCCUCUGCUGCUGGAUUGACUGCAUCCGUCAUACGUGAUGCGAGUUCGCGAGAGUUCUAUUUAGAGGGAGGAGCGAUGGUGCUUGCCGAUGGAGGGGUGGUUUGCAUUGACGAAUUUGACAAGAUGAGGCCAGAAGACAGAGUAGCCAUUCACGAGGCUAUGGAACAGCAAACAAUCUCUAUAGCCAAGGCUGGCAUUACUACGGUUUUAAAUUCACGAACAUCAGUACUGGCCGCAGCCAAUCCUCCAUCUGGACGUUAUGACGAUUUGAAGACUGCUCAAGAAAACAUUGACCUUCAGACAACUAUUUUAUCUCGAUUUGAUCUGAUUUUUAUAGUCAAGGAUGCCAGAGAUCAUCAAAGAGACAUGCAAAUCGCUCGGCACGUAGUAACAGUACAUGCCUCAGCAGGUUUUGGAUCAAAAGAUGCUGAUGUUCGUGAAAAAUAUAACUGGCUUAAAAGAUAUAUUGAGUUUUGCCGAGAUCGCUGUAGGCCUCGCUUGUCCGAUUCAGCUGCAGUUAUGCUACAAAACAGUUACGUCGAGAUUAGAAAGCAAAUGAGAGAGCAAAGCCAAACGGGAGAAUCGACUCCUAUUCCGAUUACAGUUCGCCAGCUUGAAGCCAUCGUACGAAUAAGCGAAGCCAUCGCUAAAAUGCAGCUUUCACAGGAAGCAACAGAAGAGCAUGUCACCGAGGCCAUUAGAUUGUUUUACGUGUCCACAAUGGAUGCCGCACGGUCCGGAAUAACGGACAAUAUUACCGUGACACCGGAAAUGAGAAACGAGAUCCAGCAAGUGGAAACGCAAAUAAAAAGGCGCAUGGGAAUCGGCAGCUUCAUGUCGGAACGGCGCUUGAUCGAUGAACUAAUGCGGAUGGGAAUGCCCGAACCGACGGUGAGGCGAGCCUUGGUAAUCAUGCACCAAAGAGACGAGAUAGAGUACAAACGAGAGAGAAGAGUGAUAGUCCGAAAGGCUUAAAAACCAGCGGUCUCUCGUGAAGAUUAGAAGGCUCUUUACAAUCGUCGUUUACAGACAGAGUGAUAAGAACUUGUCCAGCAAGUCUUUCAGACAAGUUUUUCUCGGCU
This is a messenger RNA of Selaginella moellendorffii, 2286 nucleotides long. Its product is annotated as DNA replication licensing factor MCM5. Bases 2 to 2179 code for a protein of 725 amino acids. Gene Ontology annotation, molecular function: 3'-5' DNA helicase activity; single-stranded DNA helicase activity; ATP binding. The record is from RefSeq and is a predicted model, not a curated record. Lineage: Eukaryota; Viridiplantae; Streptophyta; Lycopodiopsida; Selaginellales; Selaginellaceae. Gene Ontology annotation, cellular component: nucleus; MCM complex. The transcript has 19 exons. Gene Ontology annotation, biological process: double-strand break repair via break-induced replication; DNA replication initiation; DNA replication.